UCUUUCCGUAAAAAUUGUUACGAAAAAUCAUUAAUUCCCGGUCGAUUCAAGUUUUUAUGAAUUAUCAAGUAAAGCACAAGUCAGGAAAUCUAAUACUAAAAAAUUUAUCAAAGAAUACUACUUUUCAAGAAUUAUGUCGAAAAAUAUAUGAAGAAACCCGCAUCCCUGCAGAAAACCAAAAUUUGUUGUAUGGUGUUCCUCUGAAGCCAGUAAAGUUUCAAAUGGAGGAUGAGAUUUGCUCUAUUUUGCCGAAUGGUUCGUCAAUGUGGCUGGAAGAAUUAAAUGCAAGAAAGCCCCCUCCUUACGAUAGCGUAAAGAUGGAAAGGCAUGUAGUACCAGCUGAUAACUCAUGCUUGUUCAGAUCAAUUUGCUUUUUAUUGGAAAUGGAAGAUUCAAAUUCUCCCGACUUUCUGCGCAAGAUAUGCUGUGAAGCUAUCAAAGCAGAUCCAGAAUUUUAUAACGAAGGAUUUUUAGGGAGCCCCAACGAAGUUUAUCAAAAUUGGAUUCUCAAUUCAAAUAAUUGGGGAGGGGCAAUUGAGUUGUAUAUAUUAUCGAAAUAUUUUGAGAUUGAAAUUUAUACUUUUGAUGUCCAAUCGAACCGAGCCGAAGCGUUCGGGCAACAAAAUCAAUUUUGCAGGAGAAUUUAUUUAAUUUACGACGGAAUUCACUACGAUCCUCUAGUCAGGAGAAAUCUGGAUAAUAAAGAAUUAACACGAGUUUUUGAUAUUACUGAUGAAUUUUCUUUUUCACUGGCUAAAAGUUUUUGCAAAACAGAAUAUAAAGCAAAGAAAUUUGUCUCUCCUUCCAACUUUUCUAUUCGCUGUAUCACCUGUGGAGUUUUUUUGAUUGGAGAAGCAGAAGCUCGACUCCACGCUCAGCAGAGCAAUCACACCAACUUUGAAGAAUUUAGGGCUGAUGUGGGCGGCUUAUAGUUUUCAUAAUAAAAU
Molecule: messenger RNA, 947 nt
Organism: Zophobas morio
Lineage: Eukaryota; Metazoa; Arthropoda; Insecta; Coleoptera; Tenebrionidae
Exons: 9
Coding region: 57-932 (291 amino acids)
Biological process (GO): protein deubiquitination; endoplasmic reticulum unfolded protein response
Cellular component (GO): cytosol; nucleus
Molecular function (GO): cysteine-type deubiquitinase activity
Source: RefSeq, a predicted model, not a curated record